UUUGCAGGAGGUGUACCCUGAAGCCCACUAUAUCCAAGAGCAUUCUCUUUUAAUGCAGAUUAUAGAGAGACAAUAGUUCAAAAGACAAAUAAUUGUCAGUAAUAAAAUAUGUUGGAAGGAAAGAGAUGAUGGCUUCCCAGCACCAAUCAAAACUCAUCAGAGAGAGGCUUUGUGCAUUGGAUUUCCCAGCAUGUGCACGAGAUGCCAUAUUGGAAAUUCAGAACAUUUGCACAGUGGGGUCGUCCACCCGAGGCCACUCGCAUCACCAGAUCAUGGCCGACCUUUGUGCUGAAUUCAUCUUCUGCCAGGUUGAUGCCCGAGGAGCACCAGCGCCUCCUCUGCAUCCCCUACAAGAGCUCCAGCUGCUGGAUGUGUUGAACAAUUACUUUGCCUUCCCAUUGAAUGAGAUGUUGAGGAAUACAGUGUUCCUCACUCUCUUCCUUCCCAGUUCCUAUCCUGGGAAUAGAGAGAAACUGGACAUUCUUGCCAAGGUCCUGGCUCUUGCCAUUGCCAAUCAGAAUGUCCCUGUCCUCAUGUGCAUGGGAGUAUGGAUGCAGCAACAUGGAACAGACUCUGAGUCAGCAUUGUGCGUCACUCAAAGGAUCAUCAAGGACUAUGUCCUCCUUGUACCCAAGUUAUCUUGGCUCAGGGACAUCCACCACCAUGCUCCACACUUUGCAGCCAAUUUCAUGUCUUCAGUUGGUGCAUUUUAUGCUGGUGGAGGGAAGGAAGCAAAAAUGGAAAGUGAACUCCCACCAAUACUCCUGGUCCGAGUGUUUGUGGACUGGAUGGAGAAAUCUCCAGGAAUUUGCCUUUGUGCUUUGACAACUCCUCUCAAGUCAGUUCUUCCCCAGGGUAGCAUUGCCAUGCCAGCCAGUGCCCCUGUCAUCUCCUUCCUUAGGUGGACUGCAAAGGCAGCCCUUCUCCUCAAUCAUGCUGAAAUGAAGGAGAUUACAGAGAAGUAUUCUCUGGAUGCUGAACAUCGAGUGGAUGUAGAUGAAACCAAGAAACUUUACUCCUGCUUGCAUGAUGGCAUUCUGCAGACCUUGCUCUCAGGGACUGGGGAUGUCAUGACCAGCAAGGAGCUUCAGGAUGUGAUGGAUGAUCUCAACCGCACUGCCAAAGUGUACUUCAUUCAGAGUGACUCUGAAGAGUAUUCAUUAUGUGUUGAGAGAGUGGCACAGGUUGGAUUGUUUGCAUCUCAGACAGGCACCAUGGCAGGGAGACGGGAGAAAGCUGUUGAGGGACUGAAGAGCCUGACAAAACAUCUCAAACCUGAUGCUGCUCGCUUCACUAACAUGGUCAUUGAGAGACUGAAACCAUGA
Darwinula stevensoni is the source of this 1325-nucleotide messenger RNA. The record is from the annotation of a GenBank genome assembly. NCBI's taxonomy places the organism in Eukaryota, Metazoa, Arthropoda, Ostracoda, Podocopida, Darwinulidae.